Molecule: messenger RNA, 342 nt
Organism: Arctia plantaginis
Lineage: Eukaryota; Metazoa; Arthropoda; Insecta; Lepidoptera; Erebidae
Source: the annotation of a GenBank genome assembly
AUGAGCAUAAUGACGUCGGGAUCGAAUUCGAAAUUUAUCAGAGAAGUGAAAGUAAAUGGGAUACCAGUUAAGACAUUUAUAGAUCUCGGUAGUGAGGUCUCGCUUAUGCAACAGACUUUGGCAUCUUCUCUCGGACUUGCUUGUAGUUAUCCUCCUAGACCCCUUAAGGGUUUUGGAAACAAUGUUAUUAGCUCUAUUGGUGGAGUUAGGGUUGAUCUGUGUGUUGACGAUGUUAGUGCAGAUGUCGUUUGUCAUGUUGUAGAAGAUGGAUUUCUGGAAACGCCUUUAUUAAUGGGCCAGUCGUUUACAGAGCAGGCUCAUAUACUAGUUAAUAUUAUUUAA